Oldenlandia corymbosa var. corymbosa is the source of this 2907-nucleotide messenger RNA. NCBI's taxonomy places the organism in Eukaryota, Viridiplantae, Streptophyta, Magnoliopsida, Gentianales, Rubiaceae. The record is from the annotation of a GenBank genome assembly.
AUGGUUAAUGAGGGUUGGAAAGAUAACAUCUUGAUUUCGAGUGAGGCUCUAAAGACUAAUAAUUCUGGUGGUGAUAAUGUGAUGUUGAGAGGGUCAAAUUCAAGAGGGGAUUUACAGAACAGCAAUAGUCUGGCUAAUGAGCUUGAAUUAUUGGUACUUCAGAAAGAGCAACAACAUAGGCAGCAGAGAAACCUGAAUUUGUUAGUUGAGGGUGAUAGGGAAUUUGGUAUUCACCGGAGUGGUAGCGCGCCUCCAACAGUUGAGGGAGCUUUUAACGCCGUUGGAAGUGUCUUGAGGAAUCCCAAUUUUGCAUUGCAUGAUAAUAACAAUGCUGCCGCUACGGGUGGUAAUCAUGGAGUUUUGACAGAAGAAGAGAUUAGAUCACACCCAUCCUAUUUGGCCUACUAUUAUUCCAAUGAGAAUCUUAAUCCCAGGUUGCCUCCACCACUGUUGUCAAGAGAAGACUGGAGAAUUGCACAGAGGGUUCAGGCUGGAGGCUCCUCUGCUGGUGCCAUUGGAGACCUAAGGAAUACGAAUAUGGUCGAUGAUGGUUCUAGCUCAUUCUUGCUCCCAAUGCAGCCUCGUCUCUCAUUGCAGAAGGCAGAAGACGAGUUGAUAGAGUUGAGGAAGGCUGCAGUUAGAAAUCUGUCCCGAAAAAAUUCUACUGAUUAUCUUGAAGGAAGCUCAUCAGGUAUGGCGGGAAUGCCAAACCCUGGAAUGGGCACGAGGAAAAAGAGUUUUGCAGAUAUAGUCCAGGAAGGACGCAGCCAACCUGCCAUCUCUGCAGGUCGUCUCUCACGACCUGCAAGCCAAAACUCAGUCGGUGAUAUCUUAGAUACAAGUAACGUAUCUGAAGCCUCUUCCUUGGAGUUAAAAAAUAAAGCAGACGCGUUUGAUGCUUCACAUCCUGGGCAACUUUCCCCGAGCUCAUCUAGGAGAGUUAUGCCUGGUACUUUUACGUCAAAUAUGGGGUCAUCUUUGGGUUCUCCUCCUGGGUUUCCUACUGCGGCUGGUAGAGUUUCUUCUGAGGAUAAAAAAAAGAUAAUUGAUGAUAAAUUACAUGAUCUCUCAUCUCAUGACGCUGACGUUUCUCAUAUUUUAGCUUCUUUUCCUGGUAGUGAAGGUGCUCCUUUUUCAACUUCAAAUCAGAUCGCUUUUUUAAACAGUCAUCAGCCGAACUUGCAGCAGCAAUAUUUUGAUAAUGAGUUUGCUUGGGGAAACAGAGUUUCACCACAAUCCAAUAAUCGCAACUUCAAUUUUGACAGACAAGCAAACCUUCACAGAAAAUCUUCUUCUCUUGUAAAUCUACAAUCUCUAGUAAGUCCUGAGUUUGCAAUGUUCGAGGAACCUAAGAACCAGUACCGGGGUUCACAUUUGGGUACGGGCAACUUGAAUGGACUGGGCAUAAGGAGAGGCGGCAACUUGGGUCGCUCUAACCUUCAUCCUCCAGAUGUACAUGACACUCAUAAUUUAGAGAGAUCCACAAAUCAUACAAUUCAUGCAGCAGCAAUGCCAAGAAAUCAGUCGCUACUUAGAAGUUACGUUGGCUCUUCUCACCCAGACUUGCGGGAGUUGGAGAGAAUGUACAUUGAAGCAUUACUUGCACAGCAACAGCAGGUGCAGUUUCAGUUGCCGCUCUUGAGCCCUCAGUCUGGGAACUCCCCACUUGGCCAACAUAUGUAUCAAGGGAACAGGAUGACAAAUUUGCUUCAUCCUACAAUGGACUCUGGAGGUUAUAAUUUUCUGAAUGGGCAGAUUUCUCGGAUGCCUAGGACACUGAAAAGUCAAUUGGGAGGAUCUCCUGGUUCAUGGAGUCCACGCAGUGGAACUAUUGUAGAGGGGAAAUUAGUUUCAUCAUUACUAGAGGAAUUAAAGAACAGUAAGGGCAGGUCGCUUGAACUUUCAGAUGUUAUUGAUCACAUUGUUGAGUUCAGCAUGGAUCAAUAUGGAAGUAGAUUCAUUCAGCAGAAGCUAGAAACUGCCUCCACAGAAGAGAAGAUCAAGAUAUUUCCACAUAUCAUCCCACACGCUCGAGGUUUGAUGACAGAUGUCUUUGGAAAUUACGUGAUACAGAAGUUCUUCGAACAUGGCACAGAAAGUCAGAGAAAAGAUUUGGCCAACCAGAUUAUUGGUCAUGUUUUACCUCUCAGUCUUCAAAUGUAUGGUUGCAGAGUAAUUCAAAAGGCCUUGGAAGUGGUUGACAUUGAGCAGCAAACACAAAUGGUGUCGGAGGUCAAUGGCUCAGUUAUGAAAUGUGUCCAUGACCAGAAUGGUAAUCAUGUUAUUCAGAAGUGCAUUGAAUGUAUCCCGCAAGAUAAGAUUCAGUUCAUAGUCUCAUCCUUUUACGGACAAGUUGUGACCUUAUCUACCCAUCCUUAUGGUUGCCGAGUUAUUCAGAGGGUCCUGGAACACUGCAUUGACCCAAAAACUCAGCAAAUCGUCAUGGAUGAAAUAAUGAAAUCUGUAUGUGCUCUGGCACAAGACCAGUAUGGCAACUACGUGAUUCAGCAUGUCUUGCAACAUGGAAAACCUCAUGAACGAUCUGAAAUUAUUGCCAAGCUUGCUGGGCAGAUUGUAAAGAUGAGUCAGCAGAAAUUUGCUUCUAACGUCAUUGAGAAGUGCUUAACUUUUGGCGGUCCUGAACAGCGUCAACUUUUGAUUAGUGAGAUGCUAGGUUCCACUGAUGAGAAUGAGCCAUUACAGGCUAUGAUGAAAGAUCCCUUUGGAAACUAUGUUGUGCAGAAGGUUCUCGAGACAUGUGAUGAUGAAAGCCGUGAGCUAAUCAUCGCGCGCAUCAAAGUGCACCUGAACACUUUAAAGAAGUACACUUAUGGGAAGCACAUUGUUUCUCGCGUCGAAAAGCUCAUUGCCACUGGAGAGAAGCACAUGGGAGCAUCCUCCACUUGA